AUGUUCCAGGAAAAAUUGAAACAAAAGUUGUACGGGAUCGAUUCGGAACAUCAAACAAACAAACACAGCAAAAUACUGUUGAAUAAGCACAAAUCUGUGUUAGGUCAGGGCCUUAUAGAAGAGGGGUCGACCAGUCGGGAUUUGCACGCAUCGGUUCCUUCAAGAGCAUCAUCCGCAUCUCCGUCUUCCAUGAUACGCACGAAGACCAGUUCACCGGACGUUUUGGAUGAAGCCGAUGAGAAUACAAUUCGACCCACAACAGUGCUGCCUCACACCUUACAAAUUGAAUCGGCAUAUCGUCCAAAUGUGACCAAUUCUUCGACACAAAUCCAUUCAGUGCGAUCACCACACGAAGAGACAGAAGAAAAGCAUACAACUAUACCGCACUCAGCUCCAAGUGGGCAACCGGGACAAGCAGGAUCCAGUAAAGAUGCACAUAUAGAUUCUUUAAGUCUGUAUACAGACCAUUCCGGUGUAGACCAACUCAGUUCCGAAUCAGCACCCACGACAAGCAUAACAGAUACCGCCACAGCUAAACAACGAUUUUUCGAGGGUCAUUUUAGCGAUAGUGGCGGAUUGAAGACGAAAUCCGAGUCCCAGUCCGCAUCGGAACGUUCGCACCCAAACACAUCCACCCCGCUUAUGGCGAAACAGUUACCAGAAACCAAAGUGGAAUUUUUCUACAGUCUAACUGGUCAGUCCCCUUUUUCUCCUCCCCUUUCACCCACACUGCAUCCACCGUGCGCCAGUCUACCGACAGCAGUCACAUUACCCAGUUUUUACGAGUAUCCCAGUUCCAGUUUCAAAGAUGAACUGCAACAUCGAAUGGACCGACUACGCAUUAACGCACAGAACACUCAGUAA
Molecule: messenger RNA, 864 nt
Organism: Echinostoma caproni
Lineage: Eukaryota; Metazoa; Platyhelminthes; Trematoda; Plagiorchiida; Echinostomatidae
Source: the annotation of a GenBank genome assembly